CUGCUGUCACCCGCAGGGAUGCCUGGCACAGCCUGGGGAGGAUGUCCAAGGAGGAGGCGAUGGCGGCUUAUGUGGCUGAGAUGAAGAAGGUGGCCCAAAAGGUAACGGGGAGGGGGAGAGGGGGGGGGGUGCCCAUGGACGAGACGACGGAGGAGAUGUUUGGGUACUUCGAGCCGCUCUACGAGGUGAUCCAUGACAUGCCCCGGCCCCCCGAGGCCUUCUUCAAGAGGAAGGGGGGCAGUCAGGAGCGGACGGCCGACCCCAGCCAGGACGACCCAGCGAGCAGCCCGGCUCCGGAGCACACUGAAGACGCCCUGCCUGGGGAGCAGCAGAACGGGCAGCACGUGCCAG
This is a messenger RNA of Pygoscelis adeliae (Adelie penguin), 351 nucleotides long. It is a transcript of the gene ACBD4, whose product is annotated as acyl-CoA binding domain containing 4. Gene Ontology annotation, molecular function: fatty-acyl-CoA binding. NCBI's taxonomy places the organism in Eukaryota, Metazoa, Chordata, Aves, Sphenisciformes, Spheniscidae. Gene Ontology annotation, biological process: fatty acid metabolic process. The record is from RefSeq and is a predicted model, not a curated record.